GGCCACACUCCACCCUGGGCUGGCGGACUUUAGCCCUUAAUCGAAUAGAAAAGUAGCAGCAGACGCCUCCGAUCCCAACGAGCAGCACAAAACACAAGGAGGGCCCCCAAAAUAAUGGCAAAAUUUCUGUCCCAGGAUCAAAUUAAUGAGUUCAAGGAAUGUUUUUCUCUGUACGACAAGAAACAAAAAGGCAAGAUAAAAGCCUCCGACCUGAUGGCAGUGAUGCGGUGCCUGGGAGCCAGCCCGACGCCAGGAGAGGUGCAGAGACACCUGCACUUGCACAAGAUCGACAGAAACGCAGAGUUGGAUUUCUCCACUUUCCUGAAUAUAAUAUACAGGCAGAUGAAGCAGGAGGAACCCGAGAAGGAAAUCCUCACGGCCUUGUCCAUGAUAGACAGGCAGAAGAGAGGCGUUAUCAGCGUUUCGGAGCUGAGAGCCAAACUUACGAGACUGGGAGAAAAGCUUUCCGAGGAAGAAGUUGACGACCUGCUAAAAGAAGCCAAAAUUGGAACAAGUGAAACAAUAAAAUAUGAAGAAUUUGUCCGCAUCAUUUGUCUUCCUACGGUCGACUACUGAAAUUCAAAACAAGACAUUUGGUAGGAGCAGGACCUGAAACUUUGACUUCGGUUUUUCCCAGUUACUACCUGGACUCAGGAAUCAUCAUUUGCCUUUAAAAAUCCUUGUUUUGCCUUGAUGAUAGUGCUUACACCUACACGGGUUCCCACCCCAUUUCUGGAGAAAUGCUGUCACAAGAUGUGAGCUCAGUUAUUUAAAUAAACUGAAUUUAAAUAAACUGAGUUCCUUUGUGUAAAAUGUGUCAUGCUUAAAAAAACCCCAACUCUUAUUUUUAAAAUGUAUUUAAGUCUACAGACUGUGGCAUAAAUAAGGACUUGUUAAGGUCUCACGGUGACUGCGUUCCAAGAAGUCGGCAUCACCCAUAACCAUUUGCUGCUUCCACACGCAGUUCUUUGUGUAGAACAGAUUCCCCGGGAAGCUUGAUUAUGUCACGACGGUGGUAAAUUUAGUACAACUAUGCACAGCUCCCCGGUAUUCCGUGGAUCCAUGGUAUCAUCCGAUAAGGUAACUCCCAACCAGAUGUUCCCCUGUCAGGAAGCUGUCAGGCUUACAGCCCCGCUGGCGUGGUGGCCACAUCCCCGGGGACCAUCCGGAGCGACAGGAGACGGGCAGCCGGCAAUUCUCCCGCUCCCUCGGUCGGUGACGCCGGCUGCGGAGGACAACUCCCAGUCUCCAAGCACAGGAACAGUCUAUGAUCGCUGUGUCUCUUUCCUCCUCGUUUUUCGCUCCUCCAGCACACGAGAUCUCUGUACUGUUGUACUUGUGUCACAGUAUUUAUUAAGGUACAAUAUCUCGCCACGUUAAGUCUCUGUGCAGUGAAGCUGCCCCUGCAUUUUGA
Molecule: messenger RNA, 1414 nt
Organism: Chroicocephalus ridibundus (black-headed gull)
Lineage: Eukaryota; Metazoa; Chordata; Aves; Charadriiformes; Laridae
Gene: CALML4
Product: calmodulin like 4
Exons: 5
Coding region: 115-576 (153 amino acids)
Cellular component (GO): myosin II complex
Molecular function (GO): calcium ion binding
Source: RefSeq, a predicted model, not a curated record